Molecule: messenger RNA, 2036 nt
Organism: Chrysochloris asiatica (Cape golden mole)
Lineage: Eukaryota; Metazoa; Chordata; Mammalia; Afrosoricida; Chrysochloridae
Gene: SOX14
Product: SRY (sex determining region Y)-box 14
Exons: 1
Coding region: 490-1212 (240 amino acids)
Biological process (GO): cell differentiation; anatomical structure morphogenesis; negative regulation of transcription by RNA polymerase II
Molecular function (GO): RNA polymerase II cis-regulatory region sequence-specific DNA binding; DNA-binding transcription factor activity, RNA polymerase II-specific
Source: RefSeq, a predicted model, not a curated record
UUCACCAGCCUCCCCGCAUUCUCAGCCAGGUGCAGUUCUAGGCGAGGCAGCUUCGGGAAAGCCACGAGAGGAGGGGCAGCCACGGCCGGAAACGCAGAAAGAGAGAAGCAAAGGACAGAAGGCGAAGGUGGAGAGGGGGAGAAGGAGGAGCUUCCUGCCCUCGCCAACAAAUUACCUGAUUGCUUAAUAUAUCCGAGACUCCGGUACUUGGGCCCCUACCUCUGUUGCCCGUAGCCCCCCAGCCAGCAGUCCUCUCCUCACCCGCCUUUCCUGUUUCAACUCGUCCCCCAGGGAUUGCCUGGGCGCCUGGACUGGCAUGAUCAGUUGAACUUUGCGGGGCCAGCGCUUCUCCCCGGCUUCCCCCCAGAGGCGCCGAGGCCAAACGAGCGCAGUACAGACUCAGGACGGAUAAACAGACGUCCAACCGCGCCCAGGCUUACCUGAGGAUCCCCUACACCCCUAGUUCCCGCCCGCGCAGCCGCCGGGACCAUGUCCAAACCUUCAGACCACAUCAAGCGGCCCAUGAACGCCUUCAUGGUAUGGUCCCGGGGCCAGCGGCGCAAGAUGGCCCAGGAAAACCCCAAGAUGCACAACUCAGAGAUCAGCAAACGCCUAGGCGCAGAAUGGAAGCUUCUGUCGGAGGCAGAGAAGCGACCGUACAUCGACGAGGCCAAGCGGCUGCGCGCCCAGCACAUGAAGGAGCACCCAGACUACAAGUAUCGGCCGCGGCGCAAGCCCAAGAACCUACUCAAGAAGGACAGGUAUGUCUUCCCCCUGCCCUACCUGGGCGACACGGACCCGCUCAAGGCAGCCGGCCUGCCCGUGGGGGCCUCCGACGGCCUCCUGAGCGCGCCCGAGAAAGCCCGGGCCUUCUUGCCGCCCGCCUCAGCACCCUACUCCCUGAUGGACCCUGCGCAGUUUAGCUCGAGCGCCAUUCAGAAGAUGGGUGAAGUGCCUCACACCUUGGCCACCGGCGCGCUGCCCUACGCUUCCACCCUGGGCUACCAGAACGGCGCCUUCGGCAGUCUCAGCUGCCCCAGUCAGCACACGCACACGCACCCGUCCCCCACCAACCCCGGCUUCGUGGUGCCCUGUAACUGUACGGCCUGGUCUGCCUCCACCUUGCAGCCCCCCGUCGCCUACAUUCUCUUCCCCGGCAUGACCAAGACUGGCAUUGACCCUUAUUCGUCAGCCCACGCCACGGCCAUGUAACCUCCCGCCCGCCGCCUGACCUGAAGGGCGGCCUGGAAGCCGGGUCUGCACCCAAUCUUUUGCGCCUAGUCCAUGCCCGCUGACUCUUCAGGGUCAGCCCUGCCACCGCCCCCCUACUCCACCCCAGACUCUGCCUCUCUCUUCCAAGGGGGGAAGGGAGGGGCGUUCCCCACCCCCCGGACCGAGGGCGCAGACAGGUGCCAGAAACUUGCAAACGUUAUGACAGCUACACAGCUGCCCUUACCAACUGUCCCAAAACAAACCUUCGACUGUACCCCCUUUGGACAAAAAAAAAAAAAAAAAAGUAGGCAGUUUUGCUUUAUUUAUGUCCCGUACUCUUCCCGGAUGGGCUUUGGACUCUGAAUUCCCAGAUGCUGGUAUUAUACCUAGAAUAUGCAUAUAUAUUUUCCUUUGCACCCCGAAGAAAAAAAAGGAGCUGUGUCUCUGUUUGCUAUCAGACACAACUAGACGCCAUUUGCUCUUCAUGUGUGUGGGGUAAGGCUAAAAACUUUAAAACUAAAGAAAGGAAAACAUUUCUAUUUAAAACCAUGUUAUGAUAGUGUUUGCUUCUUUAAAGGGAAAACUAAAAGGACCCACAUGGUCAUUUGUGUAAAGCAGUGCUCCUAGAGACCUAAGUUUACUUUUAGACAGGAUGUCGGGUUAUGAAGUCAGGAAGUAGAAAGUGAACAAAAUGAAAAGAAUAAAAACAUCCUAAAUGGUUAUAAAUGUUUUUGACGAUGUCUUGGAAAUGUACUUACUUAGAAGGAUUUUAUCUCCUUACUCUGUUCAUUUGUUGAACAAAGACGUUUUGAAUAAAGACAAUC